Molecule: messenger RNA, 1245 nt
Organism: Hyalella azteca
Lineage: Eukaryota; Metazoa; Arthropoda; Malacostraca; Amphipoda; Hyalellidae
Product: glucoside xylosyltransferase 1-like
Exons: 6
Coding region: 192-959 (255 amino acids)
Biological process (GO): protein O-linked glycosylation via N-acetylgalactosamine
Molecular function (GO): UDP-xylosyltransferase activity
Source: RefSeq, a predicted model, not a curated record
UAUAAGAUUUGUAGCCGACAGACAAACAACAAGAAGUGAAGUUUGCGAGAAGUGUGAUAAAAUAGUUUUGUAUGACUUCAAUCCAUACUACAUCCGUAGCUCUUCCUCAAGAUUGAUUUUGAAAUAGUUCCGAGAGAUCACAAUCGUUUUGAAUUGAAAUAAAGAUCUACACUUAAUCAAGUCUCAAACAAAUGUUUCACCACCGUGGCUCGGUAACAUGGAUUCCAAUGUCCAAUUUGUAUUACGUCCUAGCAAUUUGUGGAACGAUCCUUGUAUUCCUUCAACUUAACUUGGAUCUCAUUAGGAGAGAGUCUCUUGGAUAUUCUGCUCAUCGUCGCAUUAUCCGAAGAGAAAUUAUUUCUGAAGAUAAUGAAGGCGAUUUGUUGAACGUCAAUGAUGAAUUAUUAAUCGAGACGACGAACACUAUUGUAUCUUAUUCAAGACCAACGAUACCGACCGAAGAAGUAGUAGCAGUGAUGGUUUUGUGUGAAGGGACUCCUGAUAACUCGACAAGCGCCCUCACGGACAUCAGUCGCCAGUUUUUUCAGGCCCACGUAGCCAUGAAAUCAUUCGUUUAUUUAUCAAACCAACCAGUGAAAUUCAUAAUUGUGAGCGAUUCUCGAAAUGUAUUCAAGAAGAUCAAAGCUUUAAGCGAGGCGUGGCCACCUGAACAGCAAUCGAAGUUAACACUCCAGUUUGUUAGCAACUUCUAUCCAGACGAAUUUAAGCAAUUGGAGAAGCUGUUCCGCCCUUGUUCUUCUCAACGACUUUUUGUCGACCAAGUCUUGCCGGAAGAAGACGCGGUAAUUUACAUAGACACUGACGUGAUCUUCAUGCGGUCGCCCGUGCAGCUUUGGAACGAGUUUAAGCGCUUUGACGAUAAACAAAUGAUGGCCGCAGCUGCACCCGCGUGGACGUCUGUAAAAAGGAAGGACGAUGCAGCACAAGUAUUACUCUAAAUUAAAAGACACAAAAAUGACAAUUAAAAUGGAUCUUGGCAAAUUUUAAAACAUGUGAUAUGUUUUAAUCUUGAAUUCAUCUCCCAAGAGACCAUUUGAAUAAUAUUUAAAUUUGUACCUGCCACCAGUACAACGGAAAAAUGCCUCAUUUAACAAAAUAAUGAUUUGAUUCCACUGAGUCAAAUGUAAAAUUAUCACAACUGUCACGGAAAGUUUGACGGACAAAGCUAGUAAUUUCAGCGUAACAAGUUUCAUUUUAUAACAUAACAUAGUGAUCUCGGCGCUA